Messenger RNA from Larimichthys crocea (large yellow croaker), 3454 nucleotides. RefSeq names its product leucine rich repeat transmembrane neuronal 4 like 1 (gene lrrtm4l1). Bases 1 to 1704 code for a protein of 567 amino acids. NCBI's taxonomy places the organism in Eukaryota, Metazoa, Chordata, Actinopteri, Sciaenidae. The transcript has 3 exons. The record is from RefSeq and is a predicted model, not a curated record. Gene Ontology annotation, molecular function: protein binding.
AUGGCCGGUUCAUUGCUGUGUGAUGGACGACUGGCACACCUCCUCUUUCCUCUCCUGCUCCUCUUGCGGGCUCCCCUGAUGUUCAGCUUUGGUGAGCGCACCUGCCCCAAUAGCUGCCGAUGUGAGGGGAAAACUGUCCAUUGUGAUUCAGCUGGCUUCUUAGAGGUUCCUGAAAAUGUCUCAGUAGGCUGCCAAGGCCUCUCUUUGCGCUACAAUGAACUGCACACCUUGCUACCAUAUCAGUUUGCUCACCUCAGUCAGCUUCUCUGGAUAUACUUGGACCACAAUCAGAUUUCAGCUGUUGACAGUCGAGCAUUCCAGGGGGUCCGCAGGCUUAAAGAGUUAAUACUGAGCUCCAACAGGAUCACAUCCCUGCACAAUUCAACAUUCCACGGAAUUCCCAAUCUUCGCAGCUUGGACUUGUCCUACAACAAAUUGGAAAUCCUGCAGCCAGGUCAGUUCCAUGGCUUACGAAAACUACAAAACCUACACCUACGCUCAAACGGUCUCUCCAACAUCCCAAUUCGAGCAUUUCUGGAGUGCCGAAGUUUGGAGUUUCUGGAUUUGGGCUACAAUCGGAUCAAGGCUCUUACCCGCACCACCUUUUUAGGGCUACAGAAGCUAAUGGAGUUACAUCUGGAACACAACCAGUUCUCACGGAUCAACUUUUUUCUGUUUCCACGCUUAGCAAACCUGAGAUCCCUCUAUCUGCAGUGGAAUCGCAUUAGGGUGGUCAACCAGGGCCUUCCAUGGACUUGGUAUACACUGCAGAAACUUGAUCUGUCUGGAAAUGAAAUUCAGACCCUGGACCCAGCUGUGUUUCACUGCUUGCCGAACCUUCAAGUCCUCAACCUGGAAUCCAACAAACUGUCCAAUGUGUCUCAGGAGGCAGUGUCAGCCUGGAUUUCACUGACCUCCAUCAGCCUUGCUGGGAACAUGUGGGAUUGUGGAACUGGCAUAUGCCCACUUGUGGCUUGGUUGAGGAAUUUUCGGGGUAGUAAAGACACCACUAUGAUAUGCAGCAGCCCAAAGUAUCUCCAGGGAGAAAAAAUUAUGGAAGCCACGAGGAACCAUGGUAUUUGUGAGGAAACUGAUUAUGUUCUGACGGAAACACCCUCACCAAUGUCUGAGCUCAUCUCUGAGGCCACAGCUGAACCAACCUAUGCCCCUACAAGUGGCUCUCCACCUAUGCCACCAACCAGCACCUUUGGUCCUCCCCCACCAUUCAGACCUCGACCUAUUCCUCAUCCUACCUUGCCAGGGCAUAUGAGCAAAGACCCAAGAGACUCAGUUGCUCGUGCUCGACCCACUGCUGUACCACCCCCAGAUAUGGAGCACAUGACUCUGCACAAAGUGGUGGUGGGCAGCGUGGCACUCUUCUUCAGCAUGUCCCUACUCUUGACAAUUAUCUAUGUGCUGUGGCGGCGCUAUCCCGGCGCAACCAGGUUGCUGCAGCAGCGAUCCAUGGUGGGGCGGAAGCGUCGCAAAAAGAGUCCAGAACCAGAGCAGAACCUGAGCUCCCAGCUGCAAGAGUAUUACAUGAGCUACAACCCUGCUGCCACACCAGAGGCAUUGGAGGUGCUAGGCAAUGGCACUGGUUCCUGCACUUGCACAAUUUCUAGCUCCAGGGAGUGUGAGAAUGAGUUUACGUGUCCACGCCCCCUUCCUGGUGCCUGGCUGGGAGAUGUGCCUACCAUCCAUUGACUGCAAAACAGGAACUUCUUUUGAUGGUGCAGCAAACUACACUGAAGCAGGGAUACAGGAGAGAGACAUAUGCACACUAACCCACCAGGAUCCUACUCCCAUAAUUCACAUUCAAGGAUACAUUUCAAAAACUGGUCCUCCACGCUAACAAGGGCAACCAGUGACCGAGACAAAGAGGAGAUAAUAAUGUCUUUUUCUUUUUCUUAAGAUUUUAUAAUGUCUUUUUUUUGGCCUGUGGUCUUCGGUCAUCAGCUUUGCUGCAUUUAAAUCAUGCUUCAUCACCGUAUAAAUACUGAUACUGAUGGUUGUGGGAAUACAGACCUAUGGUGAGUGGCAGAGCCUUGGAAGAAACACUUACAAUGGAUGGAUUGAUGGAUGGUUAUAGCCAACGUGGGACCUUAUUGUAUAAACUAUAAGAGCUUAUUGUCUCCAUGAGGACAACGUGGUUUUAAACACAAGCAAAAGACACAUUCAAGAGGCUUUAAAAAGAGCAGUAAGCAACUGAGCAAUGAAUCACUGAUGAAAAUGCACUGAACAAAAGGCUCUGACCGCUCUGCGAACACUCCUGUGUAUAAUUUAAAAGUGGAUUUGCAUAUUUUGAUUCCAUAUGAAGCAUCAUGUUAUCAUCUUUCAGUACUUUUUUUUUUUUAAGAAAGACUAAUCAAAAGGCUAGAUGAUGUAAAUGUGCCUCACUGGAGCAGAAAAUUAUGAAAGGAGUCACUGAGUUUCUGUGCACCCGUCAGUAAAGACGAAUCAGGUGGAUAUUGAGUCAGCAGCUGGAAGAUUGUUUGAAGUCUGUGAAGAAGUUGCCAGAGGAAAGCAAACUAUCCCCCAGCCAAUGACUCUUGGUAAAGUUUUUUUUUGUUUGUUUCUUUGCUUUUUUUAAAAGAUUUUUUUUUCUAAGUUGUUUCUAAUUGCAAUCAAACCUCGACUAUCUUAGUUAGAGUUGGAGGACAGAAAGUCCAAUCAGAAGCAGAAGAGGGAAAAAAAAAAAAUUCCUCUCAAGGGGAAAAUGUAAUUUUCUGAAAUUAUAAUGUUGUUAAUGUUGUACUUUAUGAAUAUGUGUUUCUGCCAUUUUCAACACCAAAUACCAAAGAGCCAAAUUGAGCAUUUUUGGCUUUUGGCUCUCCCAAACAUGGGUUAUAACAGAUCCAGGAUUUGCUCUCGUAAAAGAAAAAAAGAAAGAAAAAAUAAGCCUCAACUUCCCUCACGUCAAAGCAGUGCUCCUUUACCAAAUUGGCUUUUUUUUUUCGUCACGUGUGUAAUGUGUGUGUCUUUGUGAACAAACGAUCUUGCGACAAUGGUCUUCAUUAAGAAUACCCAGUCUAAAAGAUCUUCCCGAGCACUGCUUACAUUUUAUGACUUAUGUUGAAUACAUGCUUCACGUUCCUUAAAAUAAUCAGCCCGUCUCUCCCUCGAAGAGAACGCAGAUGUUGCUGUGCGCAGUUCCCUGUGUGCUUGUGUUUCAUUCGUUAUGAGUUCCUUAUUAUAUCUGAGAUGCAUUGAGUUGUGAAUUGUUUGUUUCUACCGUAAAAAAAGAACAAGACAUAAUCUUUCUACACCGGAAAAUGGUAAUUUUCUAUUGUAAAUUUCUGCUUUCCCCCCCUUGAAUUUGUUGAUAUUUAGUAAGCAGCUGUAUUCUUUGUUCACUUUCAACAGUAUGUUUUAUAAUGAAAAUAAGGACUUUAUUGGUGAGCAAUAUGAAUUGGUCAAAUUAAAAUAUUCAUCAAUCAUUUCUUGUGUUCAAGCU